AUGGCCCUGAAGGGUGAAUUCCUGGUGCACAGAAACUGCAGGGGCUUUCUGGACCUGAAGGAGAGGCAGCAAGGCGGCUUCCCGCACAUCCGCUGGACCAUCAAGCGUGGGCCAGGCAGAGGCGUUGAGGAUCGCUCCCACAUUGCUGCAUGGGAAGCUGAGCGAUGGAGGACUGAACUCGGCGCCCCCUGCCCUUCUUUGCAGCAAGAAUGCCUCAAUGCCCGAGGAAGAAAGCAGUUCUUGGACCUGCCCUGGGAGGAUGUCCUCUUUCCCCACAUUCUCUCCUAUCUUCCUUUGAGGCAACUCGUACAGCUGCAGAGAGUCAGCAAGACAUUCCAGUGUUUAAUUCAGCGUUACCUCACCAACAUGCGCUGCUUUGAUUCUAGCCAGGUGGGACCUCGUUUCCCGAGGGCUGCGUUCCGCAGUCUGCUGAAAGAAGUCGUGCUGCUGCAACAGCUAGCCCUGCGGAACUGCUCCGACUGGCUCUCCGACCAGGACCUGCUGCCCGUGAUUGCGCAGAACCCGGGUUUGCAGCAGAUCGAGCUAAGCGGCUGCGCGCAGCUCAGCCGGCACGUGCUGGUCGCCAUCUCGCUGAGCUGCCCCGGUCUACGGCAGCUUUCUCUAGCGCACUGCGAGUGGGUGGACGGCCUGUCCCUGCGGAGCCUCGCUGACCACUGCCGGGAGCUGGAAUCGCUGGACCUGACCGCGUGCCGGCAGCUGAAAGACGAAGCCAUCUGCUACCUCGUCCAGAAGUGUCACAGACUGAAGUCCCUCUCGCUCGCCGUCAAUGCUAAUGUCGGUGAUGCGGCCGUGGAGGAGAUUGCCAAAGCCUGCCCGGAGCUGGAGCACCUGGACCUCACGGGCUGCCUGCGGGUCAAGAACCAUUCCAUCAGGACCUUGGCGGAGUACUGCCCCAAGCUGCGUGCGCUGAAGGUGAAGCACUGCCACGACGUGGUGGAGUCCAGCCUGAGCGUCCUGCGGAGCCGUGGCGUGGAGCUGGACGUGGAGCCCCCGCUGCAGCGCGCCCUGGUCCUUCUGCAGGAUGUGGGCUUCGCCAACUUCAUCAACCUUCAGAACUAGUUGGGGCAGCAGGCGUCGGUGGUCUGUGGGGACUGCCUGUGGACAGAGCUGUCGGGGACUGCUCCAGAGGCAGGGGGUUUCUGGCCCUUCACGGCGAGUUCGGCCUGCCUGAUCUUGGCGUGGCCUCUGCGCGCUGGGAGAACAAGUGCGCUUGCGCUGGGAUGGCAAGGUGACUCCCGCCACACGGCAAUGGCUGACUGGUCUGGUUCUAGAGACGGCUUGGACCUCCUUUGAGGUGGGGCAGGUCACAAGCAGUUUCAGCUCCUUUUCCAUGUGGAUCUCCACAGAUGAGUUAAAAGUGGUCAGAAGAAUAAGAAUCCAAUCUGAUACUCAGCCCACUUAAUGCCACUAAGUCCUGGACAAAGUUGACCCUUCUGACGAGUUGAAGGGAACUUUCCUUCCUGAGGUUUCCAGUGCUCUGUUGUGCCUGUAAAUGCUGCAGGGCAGAAAUUUUCUGGGGCCGGAUUGAUGAGAAGAUUGUCGUCCUGCUAUUAAAAGCGAAGGCGGUACAGUACUUUGAGGGCGAGGGCGAGCGUGUGCGCGCGCAUGUGUGUAUUAAAAAGGGAAGUAUGCACAGACUCUCGCAUUGUGCCCUCGCGCAGAACUUUAGCAUGGCAGUGGAGAACGUGAGUGAGAUGCCUGUGGUCCAUUGUACGCAGAAGCCAUUUUCCAAAAGGCAGGACCGCUGGCUCCACGGUGCUGGCUCUGUUUGCACUUGAGUGAUUCCCAGCAUUUUCAGAUGAGUGCACACACUUGGGAUGCUGAGUGUGUUGUGAGCGCCCUAAGAUGGCUGCCAUGGUAGGCUGGUCCCAACACAUUAAAGAGCAAUAAUUUGUCCUGGAGCUUAAGCAGAAGGCAGAGCUGGGGUCUGAAUUCCAAAGCGUGAACCCACCUCCUGGGUCCAGGCAGCGGUGGUGCUGGAGCAGCGUUGUGUCCUGUCCUCGCUUUAAAAAAGGUCAAUUGCAAAAGCAUAAGAAAUGAGCUAAAAACCAAAGGCAGGGGGCAGUGGGCACCCAUGGGCGGCUUCAGGGUUCUGCUUUAGCCACGGCAAUGAGCCCCCUGCCCAGGUGUGCCCGUUGUGGCCAGCGGUGGGUGCAGCCAGAGUAUUCAGCGUGGCAGUGCUGGCUUGCAGCAUGUGUUUGUUUCUGUCAGCUAAGCAGGGGCUCGCAAACACGCAGACCAGCCCUUUGUACGCUGCAGGAAAUUAGCUGAAGGGCCCGGGGAUCCUGGAGAGCCCUAAAUGGACAUUCAUAGGAGGACUUGCUGCCGCCAGUGCCUCUGGGCACAUUUUGCGGGAAUCCAGGAAGGCCAGAACGCUCGGCCUCGGCCGCCCGCCGUGGGUGUGGCAGGGUCAUUUCGAAAGAGAGAUGCUCACCUUACCUCCUUGCUGAGAAGCAUGCUUAGAAUGGUCACCUCCGCUUGGGAGUUUUCAUUUUUCGUGCUCUGAUAGCAAACCUUUGGGGGAUACAUGAAGCAAAGGGAAAAGAAGUAUAUUGGCUAGCAGGCAUGUGGGGAACGCUAGGCUGCCUCUGCAAGACAAAUCCCAAGGGAGUGGGGAUCUUUUCCUUCUCUGUGAUGGAGGCUGCAGCAGCUGCACGCUCCCAUCUCUAGGAGAGUAAAUCCCAGUGCUUGGGACUUUGGCAGAGCCCCAAUAGGAGGAGGAAAUUUCCCUUCUGGGUAACUUGCAGCAUGUAACUGGUUUCUCUUGCUUGAAGUCAGUCGCUCUGCAUGUACCUUUCCGGAAGGAGCCUGCAACUGGGAGGACACUUGCGUAAGUCGGCUUGAAAGCGCUGGAAGCGUGUCCCACCGUGUGCCUGAUGGAUGUCGUUCCUUUGCUCCUUGCCCUUCAGGAAUGGGACUUCUUUUCAUCUCUUGAAAAUGCAUCAGUCUGAAAGCGUUCUGAGCAGAUGGAGCUGCCGUUCAUGGAAUCCGCAGUGAGCAGAUGCUUCAUUGCCGCCCGCCUCUGCACAACCCGUGUCCCGGUGAUUUCUCUCCAGCAGCACAUCUAAGACGCUUCCAUACGGCACCCACUCAUCUCCAGACUUGAGGAACGCUUGCUGAAGUAUGCAAAGAGCCCUUUAAAGUCCUGCACGCACAUAGCAUCGAAUGCCCGGAAGAAGCUGGCACCCACUGGCGUCGGUGGGAGCGAGCACUGGCAGCCUCCAUGAAAUGGCUCUGCCUGCUGCCCAGCACGGGGCCCGUGAGCCGGGGCUCCACGCAGCUCCCCUUUCCGCUCCUCUAGGCUGCUCUGAAGUUUGCCUGCUUCGGCCGGCAGGAUUUUUGCAGCUGGUGCCCAUGCAGCUUUUAUGUCCUCUGGGCCUGAUAAAAAUCUGGAGGACUGAGCCAGGGCGAUCCUUUUCCCUGGUUCCCUCAUCCUUGAAUCUGUCUGAAUGGGCCUGUGCUACUUACCUCCCUACCAGAGGCUGGUUAGUCUGCAACAUGCCAUAAAUACUCCUUUUUGCAGUGACUUUUGGAAGAUGCAAGGAUCCCUCUUCGCUCCCUUGCGCUCUUCGUGGACUCAGUACAGCCCCUUGUGGCGGCAAAAUGGAGUUUCUUCUCAAGGAAGAUGGGAAGGAUUUUUUUUUAAGCAUUGCUGUUUGGAAAAAAAAACCAAAUGUGAAAUUUCUUUUUAGCCUUUGAUAAAGUUAGACAUGAAACUUGCUGCUGUACCUCAACAUUUUGCAGGUUUUACAAAAAAAUGCAGAAAUACUGCAAAUGAAGUUAGAAUGUUGGCUUUCCCGGGUGCUGGAAUUCAGGGCCCGAUGCAGCAGGUUGCUCUCGCAGACGUUGCCACUGAGCCCGAAGACUUUGCGAGGAUCACAUCUGCUCCUCUUCCUCGUCGCGAUCCUUUCAGGAGGAGGAGCAGUGGAUUGGCGUCGCCCUUCCGCACACUGAGGCCGUGGACUUGCUCUGAGUGCCCACCAUCCAUGUCUUGGGUGGCGGUCAACCAAAACAGCAGGGGUUGCUUCCUUCUCCUGGGGUGUCUUUUCCUCCAGCGUGCCGUUCCUUCAGAACACAGGACCCAAGUCGCUUGGAGCUGAGGUGAGAGUGGGAGGUUCUCGAGGCAGGUGUGGCCAGGAGCCUCUCGCUUCUCUGCUGCUGGUUGCCGUUGUGAGGGAAGCGCCGUGCGGGAAGCACAUCGCCUCCAGGCUGUCACCGGGUGGCUGUCGCGAUUGCAGGCAGAGGGUCUGUCAGAUCAUGGAAAACAGAACCAGAAGAUGGACGGCAGCACAGGACUGGCAAAAACAUACCGGAUUACCCAAGUGUGCACGUUUCUUCAAAGUGCAUUCAGGAAUGAAAACUGAUACAGGCGUGCUGGAGAAAUUUAUGAGAGUAUUUAUCCCUGCGAAAUACACUUCUCAGCAAUUUAGGAUCACAUCAUUUGUAGCUGCAUAUUGAUAUAAGCUAUGGGUGCGCCAUGUAAUAUGUACAGGCUCCUGUGGAAAAUGAAAUGCUUGGCUCUUCCCCGCUCUGUUGUGAUGGCAGUAUGAGGAAGACGCCCCUCGUGUCUUCGACGCUCUCUAUUCAGUCGCAGCUCACUUGCAUGCAGCUGCUGGUUCUUCCCUGUGGUGGUGAUCCAGUAUGGAAGGAACAGGCGCCCUGACCGCCUUUUGCAGCACAGCGCUCCUGGACCCUGUCCAUUCGCCAUGUGGGCUGGCACCUCUGGGGGCUGCUGCCUGAAACCUCUGCAAGGCACCCACGUGUCUGUUCCUGCCACAGAGCACGAGUGCUUGUAAGACCCAGAUAUGACAGAAAAGCCAGGGGCACACGAAUAAAGCCUUAGCUAGGCUCUGUGAUCGAAA
Varanus komodoensis (Komodo dragon) is the source of this 4883-nucleotide messenger RNA. It is a transcript of the gene FBXL15, whose product is annotated as F-box and leucine rich repeat protein 15. NCBI's taxonomy places the organism in Eukaryota, Metazoa, Chordata, Lepidosauria, Squamata, Varanidae. Bases 1 to 1080 code for a protein of 359 amino acids. Gene Ontology annotation, biological process: SCF-dependent proteasomal ubiquitin-dependent protein catabolic process. The transcript has 5 exons. Gene Ontology annotation, cellular component: SCF ubiquitin ligase complex. The record is from RefSeq and is a predicted model, not a curated record. Gene Ontology annotation, molecular function: protein binding.